UUUUCUUUGUUGAAGAAAGCAGAUAUGAUUUUGCCGCAAAAGUUAUGGCAACUAGUCUUAGUUUUGGCAUUUCUUUUAGUGCAGCAGUACUGCGCUGCGGUUGGCACUACUGAAAACCCUUAUCAAACCAAUGCCGGAAUUGAUAAAAAUUUUGAAGUAAUCGAUGUGGCGCAUCAGAAUCUUAAUGGCAAUAAGCUGCAAACUGGUCAAACUACACGUAUUUUCACUGCUGGCAACGUAGACGAUAAUUUCUGGUUAAAGCAUUUAGGAGAUGACUUCAAACAUGCGAUACACCUUAAUGUAGGUAACAAUAAUUCUCCUAGUAGCGGAUACAACCUCACCAAUGAUGGCACACCAUAUAAAAUCGAACACGAAUACCUAACGAAUGUAAACCCAGUGCAAUAUAGCGCAACCAAACAGAAUGAACAACCAAGCAAUCAAGCCUAUAUAAAAUCCUCAAAUAGCAGCUUUCCACAUUAUUUGAGCGCAAACAGUAAUAAUACAUCAACGAUGGGAGAGACAAAACAAACACCUAACAUCAAUUUAGAUAAUACACAAAGUAAGCCAUUCGAACAAGUAUUUACUCUUGAUCACUCAGGUAUUAAUUUAGCACAACGUUUUUAUGAUCCAAAAACAUUUGAUAUACCAUCUAAUUCGCAAAACAAUAAAUACUCACAAUAUGAUCAAUUGAGACCUAUUUCUCCAAAAUUUAACCAACAAUAUUAUCAACAGAAAGAGCUUGCGAAUAUUGUCACUAGUAAUAUUAACUCAGCUAAACAGAGUUCACCAGUUGUAAUUACUUUACCCGAUACACGAAAAGAAGUGCAGCAUUAUGGUGACAGCGAGAAGGCUGUAGUUGUCAAGUUACCACCAGUAAUAUAUCACAGUAAACCCCUAUAUACACAAGAAUCUACACACAACUCCAAAGAUAACCAACAGAAACACACAAAUACACAUUUACAAAGCACUCAAGAAAAAACUAACACAAAUACACAACACUCACAAACAUAUAAACAACAUCAAAACUAUCCACAACUCAAACAUACACAAGAACACAAUCAGAAACCAGAAUCCCAUCAACCGACAUACAAUGCACAAUAUAGAGGAGACUCGUAUCACCCAUCAACAAGUGACAUACAAAAAUCCUACCAACACCAAGCAAGUAGUCAUGACAAGACUCAUAAGGAAGUGCGGUACACAGCCAGUAAACAGUCCAACACCGCUAUUUAUGGCAAUAGCCAGAAAGAUUCUGUUCAUGGUGCAACAAAUGAUUAUAAACGUCCUAGCCGGGCAAUCGAAUAUCUGUAUUAGUAGGUUUUCUAAAUAACCCAGAUUUAAGUUAAGCUAUUCAAAUUAUGCAGACGAUAUGACUGAU
This is a messenger RNA of Teleopsis dalmanni, 1375 nucleotides long. RefSeq names its product probable serine/threonine-protein kinase yakA (gene Cp7Fc). The transcript has 2 exons. The coding region runs from base 25 to 1311 and encodes 428 amino acids. The record is from RefSeq and is a predicted model, not a curated record. Lineage: Eukaryota; Metazoa; Arthropoda; Insecta; Diptera; Diopsidae.